Molecule: messenger RNA, 1308 nt
Organism: Diorhabda carinulata
Lineage: Eukaryota; Metazoa; Arthropoda; Insecta; Coleoptera; Chrysomelidae
Exons: 1
Coding region: 1-1308 (435 amino acids)
Biological process (GO): DNA replication
Molecular function (GO): nucleotide binding; DNA-directed DNA polymerase activity; DNA binding
Source: RefSeq, a predicted model, not a curated record
AUGUCCGAAAAUUCUGAAAUCAGCAAAUAUACUGAAAAACAUCCUCUCUUUUCACAAACACCUCUAGAGCCUCGUGACGCUUUUUACGGUGGGCGAACAGACGCCACAAAAUUAUAUUAUUCUUAUAAGGAAGGGGAGAAAAUAAAUUAUCGGGAUAUUUGCAGCCUCUAUCCGUACAUAAACAAAUAUGGAAAAUACCCCAUAGGUCAUCCAGAGGUUUAUGUGGGAGAAGCAUGUUAUGCUUUAGAUCUAAAGACUACAAAUGGAUUAAUUAAAUGUAAAGUGUUACCACCUACAAAUCUCUAUCAUCCCGUUCUUCCAUAUAAAACAAACAAUAAAUUAAUUUUCCCUCUAUGCCGUACUUGUUGUGAAAAUAUGUUAAAGGAAGAGUGUAGUCAUGCGGGCGAAGAGCGUGCAAUUACGGGGACUUGGGUAAUGGACGAGGUGACAAAAGCUUUGGAAAAAGGCUAUAAAAUAUUAGAUAUAUAUGAAAUUUGGGAAUAUGAAACGGUACAGUACGAUCCUUCCACAAAGUCUGGCGGUCUUUUUGCUGACUAUAUUUCUAAAUUUUUAAAAAUAAAACAACAAGCUAGCGGGUGGCCUCCAGAGUGUAAGACUGAUGAAGACAAAAAGAUGUAUAUAAAAGAAUAUUUUGACAGAGAGGAAGUAGAGCUAAACCCCGAUGAAAUUGAGUACAAUUCUGGGCGUAGACAAGUCGGCAAAUCUAUAAUUACUAGCUUCUGGGGAAAACUUGGACAAUUAGAGAACCAGAGCAAAUGUUCUAUUGUUAAUGACCCAGCAGAACUAUUAGAUAUUCUGUCACAGCCUUACAAAGAAGUUAACCAUAUAUUCCCAGUUAACGAGAACACUCUCAUCGUUAACUGGUCCUUUAAAGAUGAGGCAUAUACUUCUCUACCGACCGUAAAUGUUGUUUUGGCAGCCUUCACGACCGCACAUGCUAGACUAAAACUAUAUUCAUAUCUCGAGAAACUAGGUGAUAGAGUAAUCUACCACGAUACUGAUUCUGCUAUCUACGUCUCGCGCCCUGGAGAUACGUAUGAAGUACCCAUUGGAAGCUAUCUCGGCGAGAUGACGGACGAGCUAGCUGAAUACGGUGAGGGUAGUUAUAUUACAGACUUUGUCUCAGGCGGCCCUAAGCUCUAUGUUUAUAGGGUUUAUUCAACAGAUAAAGAUAAAACCAUUGAUAUUAUAAAAGUUAAAGGGAUAACACUUAAUUAUAGCACACAUAAACAAGUAAAUUUCGAUAAAUUAAAAGAUAUGGUCCUUAACGAUGCCACCGAAGAGUAG